Messenger RNA from Cricetulus griseus (Chinese hamster), 3786 nucleotides. The record is from RefSeq and is a predicted model, not a curated record. Lineage: Eukaryota; Metazoa; Chordata; Mammalia; Rodentia; Cricetidae.
UUCAUAUGGAGAGACCACCAAGUACCUCCGGCUCCUGGCUUCUCGGCUGCCUCCUCACUCUAGCCUUCCUCCAGCUGCCUGCUCCAGUGUCAGGGGAUGCUGACAAGUACUACCACGUCCCACUCGGAGGCACAGCGGAGCUGUCCUGCCCCCUUUUGCUCUGGCCGGGCAUGGUGCUCAGCGAGGUAAGGUGGCAACACCUGCCUCACACCCAGGCUGUCCACGUGCUCCGGGACGGGCAGGACAGUGAUGAAGAUCUGAUGCCGGAAUAUAAGGGCAGGACGAAGCUGGUGAGAGAUACUCACAAGGGAAGUUACACUCUGCACAUCAGUAAUGUUAGGCUCGAGGACCGAGGGCUGUAUCAGUGCCAGUUCCGAGUCGGAAACCAGAGUCAAGAAGGCAACGUGACCCUGCAAGUGGCAGUUUUAGGUUCUGAUCCCUUCAUCCACGUGAAGAGCUAUGAUGCUGGGUGGAUCCAGCUGGUGUGCCAGUCAAUGGGAUGGUUCCCAAAGCCCUGGACCGAGUGGAGAGACACUGAGGGUAGAGUGCUUCAGUCCCUAACGGAGGCCCACUCCCUGGAUGAAACUGCACUAUUCCAAACAGCAGUGUCCAGCAGAGUCAGGGACAACGCUGUGGGAAAUGUGUCCUGCACUGUUCGUAAUGAGGUCCUUGGCCAAGAGAAGACCACAAUCAUGGUUAUUGGAGCCCCAGCUCCCGGAAGUCUGUCCUCUCCAGCCGUGGCUCUCUCUGUGGUCUUGCCUAUCUUGGGGCUCCUCAUCCUUCUUGGCAUUUGGCUCAUCUGUAAACAAAAAAGAUCAAAAGAGAAGCUUCUCUAUGAACAGGUGAUGGAGGUAGAAAAUCUUCUGGAAGACCAUGCCAAAGAAAAAGGAAGACUCCACAAAGCCCUCAAGAAACUCCGGAGUGAACUAAAGUUGAAAAGAGCAGCAGCCAAUGCAGGCUGGAGAAGAGCCCGACUGCAUUUUGUGGUGGUGACCUUGGACCCUGACACAGCACAUCCCAAACUCAUCCUGUCUGAGGAUCGGAGAUGUGUGAGGCUGGGCGACAAAAAGCGGCCUGUUCCUGACAACCCUCAGAGGUUUGAUUUUGUGGUCAGCGUCCUCGGCUCUGAGUCCUUCACAACUGGCUGUCACUACUGGGAAGUAUACGUGGGUGAGAAGACCAAAUGGAUCCUUGGAGUGUGUAGCGAGUCUGUGAGCAGGAAAGGGAAGGUCACAGCCUCACCUGCCAACGGCCACUGGCUUGUGCGACAGAGCCGUAGGAAUGAGUAUGAAGCUCUCACGUCCCCGCAGACCUCCUUCCGUCUGAAGGAGUCCCCAAAGUGUGUGGGGGUUUUCUUGGACUAUGAAGCAGGGGUCAUCUCCUUCUACAAUGUCACCGACAAGUCCCACAUCUUCACCUUCACCCACAGCUUCUCGAGCCCCCUUCGCCCUUUCUUUGAACCUUGUCUUCAUGAUGAGGGGAGAAACACAGCACCUCUAAUCAUUUGUACUGAACUACAGAAGUCAGAUGAAUCGAUUGUCACCAAACAAGAAGGAAAAAGCCAAGCUAAUGGAGAUGUGUCCCUGACGGUGAAUCCAUCCUUACUGUCUCCUCAGGGUUCUAAGCUUUUCCCAGUCAAUGAUACCUGGCCCUCUAACCUUGGCCCUGCCCUGCAGGGGUUCAAGGCUCCUUCUUUGUAGGGCUGUGUCCUGUGAUUCACUCACAUGAGCACCCUGGACUCUGUCUCCUGGCCCAGCACCUGUUUCUUCAGUACUUCAUGUCUUUGACUCAAAUCCAGACCCUUCUGUGGUACCACCUUUCUCCCAGGGCUCAAUUCUGAACAUUGCCUUUUAAUUCUUCUAGAGACUAGACAUUUCCGUUGCCCUGGUGGGUGCCUUCUUGUAAUGAACACAGCUGAAUCAGUAGAGGUUUAGUAGGAGACAUUGGUUGUAUCGAAGCAGCGUUCAGUGCAGGCUCAGGGGACAGGGCUCUGGACCUGAGGGAACCCUGACAGGAACUUCUCAGUGUCAGCCUUCUCAGUGGGUUUUCACUUGUGAAGCUAUGCCCCAGACCCUGACGUCUUCUUCCAUCAAUGACUGUUCUUCUCUUUUCUGCCCAGUUCAGGCUGCUAACUCCCAAAGCCAGCUCUUUACAAGCAUGUCUUGUAAAUCACGCAUCCCCCUUUCUUUGGACUGAAACAGAGAUGUCAACACCCCCAUAGUUUUCUAUUUUCUUCAUGCUUGUUUAUAGCACUGGCUGUAGACAUCCACAGUGUAUGUUUUCAACAGCUGUUUUGAAAUGGAGACAUCCAGACUGUACAUGUUUUCAAAAACUAAUUAUCUUACAUGAUGACCAGGAACCAUAAAGUCCCCCAAAACCUCAACAUAGGCACGGGGCUGGUAGGCACAGCUGUAAACAAAGCAGUCCAGCUGUGUGGCCUUGAGCAGAUGAGUUACUCUGCAGUCUAUGGCUCUAGCCCUUCUGAUAACCUCAUUUUUCAGUGAGAAAAAUGGCAGUUUGAGCCAUUCACCUCAAUACACCCACAAGACCAUUACUCUUCAAGACUUGACAAUAGCCUCUGAGUCAGAGAUUACUGAUUUCAAGAAAGCUGACAAGACAUCUUAUUUCUGGGUAUGGUAGUGCACAUCUUUCAUCCCAGCAGGUGGAUCUCUAAGUUUGAGAUGAGCCUGGUCCGCAUAAUGAGUUCCAGGACAGCUAGAGCUGUAUGGUGAGACCCUGUCUCACCGCCCCCCAAACCAUAUAAGACAUCUUAUCUGAAAGAGUAUAAGGUGAGACUAUAAAACAAUGAAUUCAGGGCCGGAAAAAUGACGGCUCCCUUAAGAGUUUGUACUGCUUUUGCAGAGGACCUGAGUUUGGUUUCUGCCCCCUAUUGGGCAGUUGACAACCACCUGGAACUCCAGCUCCAGAGGACGAGGUUACCUCUUUUAGCCUUCAAGGGCACCUUUGACUCACUGCACAUAACUAUACAUACAUACAUACAUACAUACAUACAUACAUACAUACAUACACACACACACACACACACACACACACACACACACUUUAAAAUGUGGAUUAGAAAAAGAAGGCAAGGCAAUUUCAAGUAAUACCAGAUAUGUGAUUCAGCCUAUUUGUGGAGUUUCCCAUCAAUUUGCAGGUGGGAAGGCAACUGGACCCCUCUACAACUAGAUCUGUUACAAGUUCUUUCCAAUAGUGCCUGUAUUAGCUUAGGGUUCCCUAGAGAAACAACCAACAGAGUGUGUGUGUGUGUAGUGAGGGGUGGGGGCAGAAAAUGAAUAAAUAUGAGACUGGAGUAGGCAGGUUGGAGACUUAGAAAGCCAAUGUUUUAAUUCCAGUACAAGGCAGGGAAAGAGCUGAUGUCCUGCCCAAAGCCUGACAGGCCACAGAACUGGUCUGAGAACUUCCACUGGUUGGAUGGCUCCAACAGGAAUUAAGGAGGGUAACUGCUUUACUCAAUCUACUGAUGAAAUGUUAAUCUUGUCCAAACUACCCUCACAGGGACAACAAAUAUAAUGUCUAAUGAAGUAUCUGGGAACUUUGUGACCUGGUCAAGGUGACACAUAAAAUUUGCCAUUAUGGGGCCCAGGGGGAAUAUUUUGUUUGUCUUUGUACAGUUAUUAAAUACAACUUUUAGUAUUUAUUGUUUGGCAUGUUGUCUUCAUUGUGAAGGAAGUUGUGGAGAAAACACAUGAUGGGUUGGUUUCUGAAUAGCUCAGCUUCUGUUCAAGCAAACUUCAGACACAGUUCAUAAUAAACCCAGUUUUA